Messenger RNA from Racocetra persica, 748 nucleotides. The record is from the annotation of a GenBank genome assembly. NCBI's taxonomy places the organism in Eukaryota, Fungi, Glomeromycota, Glomeromycetes, Diversisporales, Gigasporaceae.
AUGUCUCGCAUUCUCACCGAACGAAAGUUCAAAGAAAUUGCUGCGGCUUAUGAAGUUUUAUCUAAUCCGACGGCUCGGGCUGAAUACGAUAAAACCGGUUCGGCACCGUCGUCAUCAACGGGUUUGGGAAUUGGUGGUGACAUUGCGGUUCCUCUCGGCAAGAUUGGUGUUUUAGAAAAAGAUUUUGCUUCUGAAAAUCCGAAUUUGUUUAAUCAUAGUGGAGGCUGUGAAGGAAAAGGAGAGAAAGAUCUUUUUAUCCAUGCCAUGGAAGCCGAGGAUUUUAGGAAUCAUGCUUUGGGAAUUAUUAAUAAUUAUGUAUCCGAGUUAAACAAUUUUAAGGAGGAAGUUAUCCGGCGUAUUGAGGCUUACGCAGAAAAGUUGAAAUAUCUUCGUAAUAGUGUAACUUUUGGAAGUAAAACACAAGUAACUAUUUUUGAAAAUAAUAUGAAAAAAUAUAUUGACGAUUUGAAGAAUAGCGAUAUAAAAAACAAGUCCGGAAAUGAUAAUCAUAAUGACUUACGCCAACUCAUAAUCCAAACCGAAAAUGAAAUAAGCACUAAACUCAAUACGGCGGGAGUAUCCGACUCCGAUUUAGAUUCUUCUCUCUGGUCGCCUUAUAAUUUUUGGCAAAAAAAAUUACAUAGUUCUAACCAAACUAGCGAAGUAAAUGAUUUCAAAAAUAAAAUGUUUGCGGCCAUUGACGAAGCCCAACAAAAAAAGAAUAAUCAGAAUGGAACCGGACCCAAUG